GAUCAUUUGAGUCUCGGGUUUUUAUUCACGACCGUCAAACGAUGAAAACUGCCGCUUCGAGUGCGAUUAUUUUAUAAACGGAAAUGCGAGCCUGGCCGUAACGUCAAACUCCUUCUGUGUGUCCCUCAUCCCCUCGACCAGCGUCAUGUGAACGCAGCUAGCUACGAUGUGACUGAAUAACAGUCUUCGGGUGAAGUUUUAAUUUCCAUUAUCUAAGCUGCUGAAUGGCCACAACGGCGAAUUGUCCGCCUUCUUUUGACGCCUGCAUGCUGUGAUUUCAAACGGUCGUCCGAGCUCCUCGUCGGGGAGGGGAACCGCUGUGUAUUUUGGGCACGAAUAACCGAAAACGCCGCCGCCGCAUCUACUGCGCAUCCGAAAAAUAUGUCGUUCUUCAAUUUUCGGAAGAUGUUCAAGUUGGGACCCGACAAGAAGAAGAAGCAGUACGAGCAUGUGCACAGAGACGUCAACCCGGAGGAAAUAUGGGACAUCAUCGGGGAGCUGGGAGACGGAGCGUUUGGGAAAGUGUACAAGGCUCAGAACAAGCAGGACGGGACCCUCGCUGCUGCCAAGGUGAUCGACACCAAGACCGAGGAUGAACUCGAAGAUUACAUGGUCGAGAUCGACAUUCUGGCCUCCUGCGACCAUCAUCACAUCGUCCGACUGCUGGACGCUUUCUAUUUCGAAGGCAAGCUAUGGAUUCUGAUUGAGUUCUGUGCCGGUGGUGCAGUGGAUGCCAUCAUGCUGGAAACCUCCUCUGUGGGAUUGUUCUCCAUCCCCAGUUGGAAAGAACUCGAGAGGCCCCUAACGGAGCCCCAGAUCCGUGUGGUGUGUCGCCAGACGCUGGAGGCCUUGUCUUACCUCCACGAGAACAAAGUCAUCCACAGAGACAUGAAAGCCGGGAACAUUCUCCUCUCUUUGAGCGGAGAAGUGAAGCUGGCUGACUUUGGGGUGUCUGCUAAAAAUACCAAGACUUUCCAGAGAAGAGAUUCUUUCAUCGGCACUCCGUAUUGGAUGGCGCCAGAGGUGGUAAUGUGCGAAACCUUCAAGGACCGUCCGUACGACUACAAGGCCGACAUCUGGUCCCUCGGAGUAACCCUCAUAGAGCUGGCGCAGAUUGAGCCCCCGAACCACGAGAUGAAUCCCAUGAGAGUGCUGCUGAAAAUAGCCAAGUCCGAGCCACCCACACUCAUGCAUCCCUCUCGCUGGUCACCGCAAUUUAACGACUUUCUGCGGAGAGCGCUCGAUAAGAAUGUGGACAAUAGGUGGGGCACGCUGCAGCUCCUACAGCAUCCUUUUGUCACCAGUGUGACUGACAGCAAACCUCUCAGGGAGCUCAUCGCCGAAGCUAAAGCUGAAGUCACAGAGGAGAUCGAGGAUAGCAAAGAGGAGGAGGAGGAGGAAGAGCCUGAUACACCUGUGGCGGCUCCUGGGCACAAGCGAGCGCCAUCAGAUGCCAGUGUGGCGAGCUCAGAGGAGGACAAAGUCCCUCCGACUUCCUCCCCGCUGGAAUCCGUUACGGAAAAGACGGAGGCCGAGCCCGCCGAGGACCGGAUCAGCGAGAAGCUCUCUGAUGAAGGAGUUGGAACAAGUGAGGAGAAACUCAACGAGGUGUCUGAUGCCAGUAAUGAAGACCUGGCCUCUGGGUUAAUAGAGCCCACCAAGGACUUAAUCCCACAAGAUCCUACAGAGCCUACUAGACCAGAAGAAGGUCAAGCUGAAGAGAUUCCUGCAGUGUCACAGCCAGAAAAAACUCACUACACAGUGGAAACCCAAGAACCUGAGGAGGUACAGAAGGAGACAAAUGGAGGGAAAACAGAGGAUAAACCUACUCAAGUUAUAGAAGAAGAACAAGAGGAGGUGAAAGGAAAGGAAGAAAAAGACGCUGGUACAGAAAAAUCCAAAGAAUCCCAAGAUACACCAGAGAAACCAGAAUCCAUGUCAGGGGCAGAAGAGGAAAGCAAAGAGCCAGAUGAGACCCCUCAGCAUCACUUGACAGGAGACAGAAGAGAAGACUCUACUCAUGGCACAGAUGUAGAUAUACACACACAGAAUAUAGAAUCAGACGUGGCGGACACAAACAUAAAUGGAGACACGGACACAAAGUUGAGCGUGGCCGAGUCCUCCGCUGUGGUUGCGUCGGAGAACGAGGAUCGAGAGAUUCAGCCAGAGGAUGAGGCAGAGCGGCAAGAGAAUCAGACCGAGGGCGAGGCUGGCGUGGAGGAGCAGGCCCCGGCCGAACCCACAAAGGCCGUCGGCGACGAAUCCAAAGUCACCUCCGGGGAGGUCCCGUGUGAAGAUGUCCCCGUGAAGGAAGAUGAGGAGAGAACUCCUCGCGCGGAUCAGAGCGCUUCAAAAGAUGCCGACUCUAUACCCGAGAAUGAAACGGAUUCAGAGAGCAAGAUGGAGCAGGGAAGCCCCGCUGCGAUGAAGCCAGAUUUGGAGAAGGACUCUGACUCUGCUGAGAGCAACAGCCUUGACCUCAACCUGUCCAUCUCCAGCUUCCUGUCAAAGACGAAAGAAGGGGGCUCCGUGUCUAUGCAGGAGUCGAGGCGUCAGAAGAAGACUCUGAAGAAGACGCGUAGGUUCAUGGUGGAUGGCGUCGAGGUGAGCGUGACGACGUCGAAGAUAGUGACGGACAGCGACGCCAAGAGCGAAGAGAUGAGGUUCCUGAGGCGGCAGGAGUUGAGAGAGCUGCGCCUCCUGCAGAAGGAGGAGCAGAGGGCCCAGCAGCAGCUCAGCAACAAGCUGCAGCAGCAGAGAGAGCAGAUCUACCGCCGCUUCGAACAGGAAACGGCCGCGAAGAAGCGUCAGUAUGACCAAGAAGUGGAGAACCUUGAGAAGAAGCAGAAGCAGACCAUCGAGCGGCUGGAACAGGAUCACACCAGCCGGAUUCGGGACGAAGCCAAAUGCAUCAAAGCGGAUCAAGACAAGGAGCUCUCCAAGUUCCAAAACAUGCUGAAGAACCGGAAGAAAGAGGCCAAACAGGAAGUCCGACAGUCGCCCAAACAUAUGAGAAGAGAGCUCAUGAAACGCAUAAAGGAGGACCUGUCGUUCCUUAAGACCGCAGAGGCAGUGGCCCAGGUUAUGAUUCAGUCUUUUCAGUUGUCCUCAUGCGCGCUCUUCAACGCUCAGAUGCAGGAUGAGCAAGAGUUCCUCCAGAAGCAGCAGCACGAGCUCGACGGAGCUCUGAAGAAAAUCAUCCAGCAGCACAAACUGGAAAUCACCACGAUCGAGAAGGACUGCUUGAACCACAAGCAGCAGCUGAUGAGAGCUCGAGAGGCGGCCAUGUGGGAGUUGGAGGAGCGCCACCUGCAGGAGAAGCACCAGCAGCUGAAGCAGCAGCUGAAAGACCAGUACUUCCUGCAGAGGCACCAGCUGCUGAAGAGGCACGAUAAAGAGAUGGAGCAGAUGCAGCGCUACAACCAGCGGUUGAUCGAGGAGAUGAAGAACAAACAGACUCAGGAGAGGGUUCGUCUGCCCAAGAUUCAGCGCAGCGACUCCAAAACCCGCAUGGCGAUGUUCAAGAAGAGCCUCCGCAUCACCGCCACUGCAACCGUCACGCCCGAGCAGGAGAGAGAGCGCAUAAAGCAGUUUGCUUCUCAGGAAGACAAGAGGCAGAAAAACGAGAGGCUCCAUCAACACCAGAAACACGAGAACCAGAUGAGGGAUCUGCAGCUGCAUUGUGACUCGAACAUCAGGGAGCUGCAGCAGCUCCAGAAUGAGAAAUGCCACCUUCUGAUUGAACACGAGACGCAAAAGCUGAAGGAGCUGGAUGAGGAGCACGGCCAAGAGAUAAAGGAGUGGAGAGAGAAGCUCAGACCCAGGAAGAAGGCGCUCGAGGAGGAGUUCACACGGAAGCUCCAGGAGCAGGAGGUCUUCUUCAAGAUGAGCGGCGAAUCCGAAUGCCUUAACCCCUCCACCCAGAGCCGCGUGUCCAAAUUCUACCCGAUCCCAAACCUGCAUAACUCUGGGUUAUAGCGUCUGUCUGUCUCUCUGUCUGUCCCUCUGUCUGUCCCUCUGUCUGUCUCUCUGUCUGUCCCUCUGUCUCUCUCUGCUACACAACAGACUCCCAUCAAACUCGGCUGCGACAUCAUUUCUCCGAUCGUCACCGAUAAAAAAAUGACUUCGCCGCUUCGAUUCCAGCGUCAGUGAGCACGACGCGCCGACACACCGCUCCCUCGCUUAAUCCGACGUUUUUCUCCGCUACGCGAGACAUGUUCAACGAUAAUAAUUAUACGCACUUUUUUUGAGCAUGUUCAAAUGAUGAAAGCCCGCGAAGGCCAAUCGCGUGGCUCAGAUUAGCGAACGCUUCAGCGGGAACGAUCUCCAGUGCCUCUCGUGUUCUUGUUUACCUGCAUCGGGGGUCCGCCCCGUGUUUUACAGUAAAUACGCUUCCCCCUGAAUGUCUUGCAAUUAAAUAACCGGUUAUCAUUUUCAACCCAGUUGGGAGAUUAAACUGACCGCGCGCUCGCGUUGCCGCACGCGAGGCGGAGCCGGUUGAGAUGGACCGAGGGGUUCUCGGUCGUCUGGAGGCGGAGUCACAAACAGCAACGCGUUGGGAUCACGAGGCUGUGAGUUCAAGUGGAAAUGAAUGUACCGUGUUAUAAAUGAUGCGCCGAGUGAAAUGUUCCGUGCGCAUGGUGUCGAUCGGAUACCGCGCGUGCCGCGAGGGUCUCGUGAUUUUUACCACCCGCGUCGUUAAACCACACAGGUGACCUGUUACUUCCGGGAGAAUGAUGGAAGACAAACUAUGAAAACAAAUCACCUGGAAAUGAAAACGAAAGGAAUGUAAAGCUGUUUAUUUGCACUGUGUUGCCACAUGAGCUAAAGAAUAAAUAUGCAGUAGUGAAACAGUCGCUGUGUUAUCAUAGUCACCCAUUCAAACUCCAAAUUAGCAGAUCUGUCUUUUUGUUACUUUUACUUAUGUUACUCUUUUUCAAAUAUGCCCUUUUAGUAUUUUAUGAUCGCUUCUAGUUUUCUAAACAUGUAAUCCUGAAGCAUCGAUGCUGUAUUUGCUCUUUUCUGUGAGCUUCUUGCUCUCGAAGUGUUAAAACGCUGUACCCGUCGACGCGCGAGACGACGUUCUUCGCUGUAUUUUGGGAGCAAAAGUAUCGACGGUGAACGAAAAGAGAUUUCAAGACACCCGAUUGGUUUAUUUUCAUCGCUUCGUGUUAUAAUUUCUGUACGCUGACAUCUUCGGCGGCUGGUGUUUCGUCAUGAAUGCUGGGUUUUUAUUGGGGUUAUUUGGAGGUCGUCUGCAUCCCAAGUGCCCCAUAGAUUUUCAAAUAUAUUUUGCAUUUGCUUAAGUUACAGCAUUUCGAUAAGUUGUCAUUCUACCACAUUGAAUAUUAUUUUGAUGUCAGAUCAAAUGUAUCUAAAGUGUCUUUAUGGAUUUACUUGUCUUCAGUUGUAAAUAAAACAUCGACUGUU
This is a messenger RNA of Pseudoliparis swirei, 5430 nucleotides long. RefSeq names its product STE20-like kinase a (gene slka). The coding region runs from base 382 to 3978 and encodes 1198 amino acids. Lineage: Eukaryota; Metazoa; Chordata; Actinopteri; Perciformes; Liparidae. Gene Ontology annotation, molecular function: ATP binding; protein serine/threonine kinase activity. The record is from RefSeq and is a predicted model, not a curated record. Gene Ontology annotation, biological process: protein phosphorylation. The transcript is spliced from 21 exons.